Molecule: messenger RNA, 1149 nt
Organism: Ascochyta rabiei
Lineage: Eukaryota; Fungi; Ascomycota; Dothideomycetes; Pleosporales; Didymellaceae
Exons: 2
Coding region: 1-1149 (382 amino acids)
Biological process (GO): N-acylethanolamine metabolic process; N-acylphosphatidylethanolamine metabolic process
Cellular component (GO): membrane-bounded organelle; cytoplasm
Molecular function (GO): zinc ion binding; N-acylphosphatidylethanolamine-specific phospholipase D activity
Source: RefSeq, a predicted model, not a curated record
AUGCCGCCAAAAUCCGUGGUGAGCGCACUGCAACCGCUGCAGCCGGAGAAGUUCACUACAGCACACCAUAUUGGAAAUCCUCCCACCGGCUUCAAGAAUCCCUGGCCGUCAUACAACAGUUCUGGGUUCAUCGGUGCAAUACGUACGCGAUUCAGCACGCCGAAAAAUUUCGUUCCCGUCCCUGUAGAUCGACUUGGCCUUGUCCAAAUUCGCAAACCAGACUUUGGUGUCCAGCAGGACGGUCUGAAGGCAACCUGGAUCGGCCAUGCCAGCUUUCUUAUCGAGACAAGUAGGCGAGAGGGAACUGAAAGAGGAGCGCGUAUACUAAUCGACCCUGUCUGGAGUGAUAGAGUAGGCCCAUACGGCAUGGUUGGCCCAGUGCGAUUCACGCCUCCGCCUUGUUCUGUCGACGACCUGCCUGAUGUCGAUGCCGUUGUCAUCAGCCACGACCACUACGAUCACCUCGACUCGGACACGCUCAAGAAACUGAACGCCAAACAACACGGUGAAUUGCGCUUCUUCUGCGGCCUGGGGGUGAAGGCAGUGUUGACCGGUCUCGGUGUUGGAAUCAAAGCAGACCAGGUCACAGAGCUGGACUGGUGGAACGGCGUCACAUUGCAGACAGAAACGGCGGGCUCCGUUGAUAUGGUGUGUACUCCUGCGCAACACCGCUCAGGCCGCACACCAUGGAACUUUGAUGGAACGCUUUGGUGCUCGUGGAUUGUCAAGGAAUCAGAGGCAGACGGCAAGAAGCUUUUCUUUGCUGGCGAUACGGGCUAUUGCCACGUCACGUCCGACACACAGUUCUCACACCACGAUGCGCCACACCCGCCAUGCCCUGCUUUCAAGCAAGUUGGCGAGCUCUAUGGACCCUUUGAUCUUGCACUGUUACCCAUUGGUUGCUUCAAACCGCGGUCGGUACUGUCUGGUCAACAUUCGAGUCCGGAAGAUUCGUUGGCGAUACACGAAGACGUAAGAAGCAAGAAGAGCAUAGGCAUGCACUACGGCACCCUACGAGGAGCCUACUCUGCAGCUUACGAGCCUGUCCUCGAGCCUCCCGAGCGAUGGAAGAAAGGCGCCGAGGCUGCUGGGUACGAGUGGGGAGUGCAGGUCGGUCUUUGCGAUAUUGGCGAGACAGUCGUAGUGUAA